AUGGAUUUAAUUCGCUUUCGUCAUUUUGCGUUCCUUUCAUGCACACUGCUCAUCUCAUCACUGGUUGCGACCGAGGGUGCUGUUCUGGACAAGCUGCCUCAAAUUGUGGACCAGUGCUCCCCAAACCCUUGCCAGAACCAGGCGAUAUGUCGAACCCGUGGCGAUAGCUACUCUUGUUUCUGUGUGCCGGGUUUUCAGGGUUCUCACUGUCAGAUUGAUGUGAACGAGUGUGCUUCACAGCCCUGCAGGAACGGAGGAACCUGUGAGGACAGAGUGGGUCGAUUCUCCUGUCUGUGCUCUCCUGGUUUCACAGGUGCUACUUGUGAGAUCCAGAUUGACGAAUGUCAAUCACGGCCAUGCCUCAACGGAGGCAGUUGCCAUGACUACGUUGGUGGCUUCACUUGCACCUGUCUCACCGGUUUCCAAGGACAACGGUGUGAAAUCAACACUGAUGAGUGCCAAGAGCACCCUUGCCAAAACGGGGCUCUGUGUAUAGAUGGAGUGAAUGAUUACAGCUGUGACUGCUCUCAAACAGCCUUCACCGGCCCACGCUGUGAGACACCUCUACCGCCUUGCUACUCUGAACCCUGCUUUAAUAGCGCCUUCUGUAAGGACAAUGGAGGGAACUACACCUGUGAAUGCUGGCCUGGGUUUGAGGGCCGUCAUUGUGAGAUAGACAUCAACGAGUGUGGCAGCGGCCCUUGCAGAAAUGGCGGCAGCUGCAUUGAGAGAUCUUGGCAUGCCUUGUACGGCAGUGAGCCUCUUCUGCCUGAAAGCUAUGACCACAAACAGUCUGCAGGUUACAUCUGCAGGUGUCCCCCAGGAACAACAGAAAUGGACUCUCUGCAAGUUGCAGGGGCACUGACUCAGUAA
Pelmatolapia mariae (spotted tilapia) is the source of this 873-nucleotide messenger RNA. RefSeq names its product protein crumbs homolog 1-like. The transcript is spliced from 6 exons. The record is from RefSeq and is a predicted model, not a curated record. Gene Ontology annotation, molecular function: Notch binding; calcium ion binding. The coding region runs from base 1 to 873 and encodes 290 amino acids. Lineage: Eukaryota; Metazoa; Chordata; Actinopteri; Cichliformes; Cichlidae.